GGGUGGAGCCGGAAUUUACCUUUGUACUCAACGUGGAGGGCGGGUCGGGUUGGGACGAGCGGCGUCCGCCGGGUGGGGCAAAAUCCGCGUCCGAGUGUCGUCGUCUCCAGCUCUGGUCCGGGUCUCCAGCUCCUCGCGAAGGUUUGACUCCACGAGUCUGACGGCCCCGCCGCGCGCUCUUGCGCCGUCCCCCGGACUUCGGCCGCCUUCACCCCGACGCCGCCAGCUGUCCGUCUAGGGCGAGGCCUGCGGCAGCCACGCCUCCGAGGCUGGGGGUCGCGGGUGCUCGGGCCUCCCAGGCUCCGCCUCCGCGCCCCACCGGCCCUGCUGGAGCCCGCCACCUGACUGCAGGGUUUGGAGCUUUUCCCGGUCGGGUCUCCCCGUCCCUACCCUAGGUGUUCCACGGCCGGGCUCGGUUUUGCCUCGCCUGCCAUGGCCUCGGAACUCCCCGGGCCAACCGAGGAGUCUGGUCCGAGUCCCGAUGGGUCGGACCUGGCCGUGAAUCCCUAUGAUGGACUCCCUUUCUCCUCUCGAUACUAUACCCUGCUGGCCCAGCGCCGUGCCCUCCCCAUCUGGGCGGCCCGCUUCAGCUUCCUCGAGCAGCUGGAGAGCAGCCCCAGCGGGGUGGUGCUGGUGUCGGGAGAACCUGGCUCCGGCAAGAGCACCCAGAUUCCUCAGUGGUGUGCUGAGUUCGCUCUGGCCAGGGGAUUCCAGUAUGGCCGGGUGACGGUCUCACAACCACAGCCUUUGGCUGCCCUGAGCCUAGCUCUUCGAGUAGCUGACGAAAUGGAUCUAAGCUUGGGCCACGAAGUUGGCUACAGCAUCCCCUUGGAGGACUGCACUGGACCAGACACCCUGCUCAGGUUCUGCUGGGACAAGCUGCUGUUACAGGAAGCAGCCUCAGCUCGAGGGGCAGGAGCUUGGGGUGUUCUGGUCCUGGAUGAGGCCCAGGAGCGGACAGUGGCCUCUGAUGUGCUGCAGGGAUUAUUGCGGGAUGCGGAGUUGGGGAACAGCCUCGAGGGCCCACGAUUAGUUGUGGUCACUGAUCCAGCUUUUGAAGCCAAGCUCUGUGCCUUUUGGGGUAACCCUCCCGUGGUGCGGGUGGCCCGGGGGCCUGAGGAGGGCCCUAUUCCUGUGUACAGGGAUCCUGCUCCCACUGAUCUGGUGGGUGCCGCCUGCCAAGCUGUGCUGGAGUUACACCAGGGUGGAGUUCCAGGGGAUGUGCUGGUAUACCUGCCCAGUGAGGAGGACAUUGUGCGGUGCUGUCAGUGUCUUCGAAAGGAGGGAGAGCAUUUGGGCCCUGAGCUGACCCCAUUCCAGGUGUUGCCACUGCAUGCUGGACUUGGUCGGGCAGUCCAGGCCGUGUACGAGGAUGUGGAGGGAGGCCCUCGGAAGGUUGUGGUCACUCAUUGGCUGGCUGACUCCUCUUUCUCACUCCCUUCAAUCUAUCACGUCAUUGAUUCAGGGCUGGAGCUUCGAAAUGUUUACAAUCCUCAGAUCCGGGCUGAGUCCCAAGUGAUGAGGCCGAUCAGCAAAAGCCAAGCAGAAGCCAGGAGGCUGAGGACCAAAGGCUCCCCACUAGGAUCCUGCAUCCGCCUUUAUCCUAAGUCUUUUUUGGAGCUAAAAGCUCCCUCGGUUCCUCCACCUCGAGUAUGUGAGGAGAAUCUAAGCCGACUAGUGCUACUGCUGAAAAGGAGACACAUUGCAGAGCCAGGAGAGUGUCACUUUCUGGACCGUCCUGCCCCAGAGGCUCUAAUGCAGGCUCUGGAAGACCUGGAUUAUCUGGCUGCCUUGGAUGAUGAUGGUGACCUGUCAGACCUCGGGGUCAUUCUGUCUGAGCUCCCCCUGCCCCCUGAGCUAGCCAAAGCCCUGCUGGCUGCCUGUGAAUUUGACUGCGUAGAUGAGAUGCUGACCCUAGCAGCUAUGCUCACCACUGCCCCUGGGUUUGAGGGCCCACCAAGGUGUGCAGAGGAAGCUGCCCGACGACGAGCAUUGGAGCAUCCAGAUGGUGACCACAGCACCCUAAUUCAGGUGUAUGAGGCUUUUAUACAGAGUGGGGAAGAUGAGAACUGGUGUCAGGCUCGGGGUCUGAGCCGGACAGCACUGUGCCAGGCCCGGGCAUUUCGGGGGGAGCUCCUGGAACUGAUGCGUCGAAUUGAACUUCCCCUGUCUCCACCAGCAUUUGGCUCUGAACAGAAUCGAAAAAAUCUUCAGAGAGCGCUGGUUUCGGGGUACUUCCUCAAGGUGGCUCAAGACACAGACGGGGCUGGCAAUUACCUGCUCUUGACCCACAAGCAUGUGGCCCAGUUGUCCCCAUCCUGCUGCUACAGAAGUCGACGCCCACCAGCCCAACCUCCACCCUGGGUGCUCUACCAUAACUUUUCCAUCUCCCAAGACAACUGCCUCUCCAUUGUGUCUGAGCUCGAGCCCCACAUGUUGGUAGAGUUGGCUCCCCCCUACUUCCUGAGUAACUUGCCUGCCAGUGAAAGCCGAGACCUUCUGAAUCAGCUGAGGGAAGAAAUGACUGGAGUCUCAUCAGGGAAUGAGCCUCCUACCCAGGACCUCAACCUAGAUGACAAGGAUGCUUGUGUCCUGCAGUGAUCUCAGCCCAAGGAACCAACCUAGAGAUGAGCCACAAACAGUCCCCUUGCCCACCCCAGGGCUUGGACACGAGGCUGGCCAGAUACAUUGGCCCAGUAGGUGGGGCCCAGCAAGUUGUGUAACUUGAGGGGACAGGGUAUGGGUGCACAGGGAUACAGUAUAUGGACUUAACCAAGAAGAAGGGACAGCAGCUCAUUGGCCCAAAGCCAGAAUGACAAGACUUCCGUGGGCAGCCAAACCCACAUCUUCGGCCUGUCCUUUUUUUGGAGAAGUGUCCACAUACCUCUUUUCCUCCAUUCCCAAUCCUCAACCCCUCGUAAAGCUUUUUCUAUGCAUAGAUUGUUCUGGACUUCUUAGACACAUUAUGUACUGUGAACAUAAGGAGUUCAUGAUUCUGGGGUAUGGGAGUGGGGUGGGAUAGUGACAGCUAGGUGUUGAAGUGGAUAGAGUGACAGGCCUGGAGUCAAAUCCAGCUUCGUACACUAGUUGUAUGUCCUUGGGCAGGUGACUUAACCGAUGUUUGCCUCAGUUUCCUCAUCUGUAAAACGGUGAUAAUAGCACCUACCUCACAGGGUUGUUGUGAGGACCAAAUGCAAUAAUAAUUGUAAAGUGCUUAGCACAGUGCCAGGCACACAGUAAGCACUAUAUAAACCUUAGUUAUUAGUGUUG
Trichosurus vulpecula (common brushtail) is the source of this 3270-nucleotide messenger RNA. RefSeq names its product DEAQ-box RNA dependent ATPase 1 (gene DQX1). The record is from RefSeq and is a predicted model, not a curated record. Gene Ontology annotation, molecular function: RNA binding. The transcript is spliced from 12 exons. Lineage: Eukaryota; Metazoa; Chordata; Mammalia; Diprotodontia; Phalangeridae. Gene Ontology annotation, cellular component: intracellular anatomical structure; spliceosomal complex. Bases 433 to 2601 code for a protein of 722 amino acids.